Messenger RNA from Ictalurus punctatus (channel catfish), 1146 nucleotides. Its product is annotated as histidine-rich glycoprotein-like. The record is from RefSeq and is a predicted model, not a curated record. The coding region runs from base 1 to 1146 and encodes 381 amino acids. The transcript has 4 exons. Lineage: Eukaryota; Metazoa; Chordata; Actinopteri; Siluriformes; Ictaluridae.
AUGGAGGCUUUCCGAGAUACUAGACUUUGCCAGCGUUUACGCGGUAGGAGUUCGCUGACUCGAGAUCGUCGGUUGAAUCACCUGGAGAAUCACCUGACGAAUCACCUGGAGAAUCACCUGGAGAAGCACCUGGAGAAUCACCUGACGAAUCACCUGGAGAAUCAUCUGACAAAUCACCUGGAGAAUCACCUGAUGAAUCACCUGGAGAAUCACCUGGAGAAUCACCUGGAGAAUCACUUGAUGAAUCACCCGGAGAAUCACCUAGAGAAUCACCCGGAGAAUCACCUAGAGAAUCACCUAGAGAAUCACAUGGAGAAUCACCUGGAGAAUCACCUGACGAAUCACCUGGAGAAUCACCUGGAGAAUCACCUGACGAAUCACCCGGAGAAUCACCCGGAGAAUCAACCGGAGAAUCACAUAGAGAAUCACCUGGAGAAUCACCUAGAGAAUCACCUGGAGAAUCACCUGGAGAAUCACCCGGAGAAUCACCUAGAGAAUCACCUGGAGAAUCACCCGGAGAAUCACCUAGAGAAUCACCUAGAGAAUCACCUGGAGAAUCACCUGGAGAAUCACCUGGAGAAUCACCUGACGAAUCACCUGGAGAAUCACCUGACAAAUCACCUGGAGAAUCACCUGACGAAUCACUUGGAGAAUCACCUGGAGAAUCACCUGGAGAAUGACCUGAUGAAUCACCCGGAGAAUCACCUAGAGAAUCACCCGGAGAAUCACCUAGAGAAUCACCUAGAGAAUCACCUGGAGAAUCACCUGGAGAAUCACCUAGAGAAUCACCUGGAGAUUCACCUGGAGAAUCAUCUGGAGAAUCACCCGGAGAAUCACCUGACGAAUCACCUGGAGAAUCACCUGGAGAAUCACCUGACGAAUCACCCGGAGAAUCACCCGGAGAAUCAACCGGAGAAUCACAUAGAGAAUCACCUGGAGAAUCACCUAGAGAAUCACCUGGAGAAUCACCUGGAGAAUCACCUGGAGAAUCACCCGGAGAAUCACCUAGAGAAUCAUCUGGAGAUUCACCUGGAGAAUCACCUGGAGAAUCACCUGGAGUCUGUUAUGUUAAGCAGAUCCAGCAGCAGGAGGACGGCCGUGUCGUGCGGCGGCUACAGAUACGGCAGCGACGAUGACAAAACGUAA